Molecule: messenger RNA, 2626 nt
Organism: Pocillopora verrucosa
Lineage: Eukaryota; Metazoa; Cnidaria; Anthozoa; Scleractinia; Pocilloporidae
Biological process (GO): cytokine-mediated signaling pathway
Cellular component (GO): external side of plasma membrane; signaling receptor complex
Molecular function (GO): cytokine receptor activity; cytokine binding
Source: RefSeq, a predicted model, not a curated record
UUUCUCCAACAUUGGUAUGAAAACUACAACAAAGCAAGCUCCUGGACCAUCAUUCACAUCGAACACAAUUUUUUCCAGUCAGAAUACCAACAGUUCAGUCAAACCAAGUCGACCGGUUACCGAAUCUGUCAAAAGCUCAAUUAUCAAAGAUCAUCAAAGAUCUCCUAAUCUGAGCCAGUGGAGUGCUUGGUCGUCUUGUUGCGAUCCUUGUGGGAGUGGACUACAAUAUCGACAAAGAUCAUGCAGCAAAAUGGAGACAGAACAUUGUACUGGAAAUGAAACGGAGACAAGAAUGUGCAAGGCUCCUUCUUGCGAAGCUACCUGUUUCAAUAUCACUGCAAUCUUCGUCGAUUGGAAAUGGGAUGACUUACUGUUGGUGGAAAAUAGCUCUAGCUUCAUUUCCCUGGAAACGAAAUUGCGACAAAUGAUCACAGACCUGUACCCUGAUGAAUCUGUAAGUGUUACCCUCUUAUCAUGCUGGAAGGGGAGUGUUGUAAUCCACUUUACUGUCGCUUUUUACGUGGUUAAAUCAGAUCAGAUGGUGAGGCUAACUGAAAAUAUGAGCAGCAAAGGACUUCUAGCUUCUCUUGAACUGGUGAACAUUACAACUAACAGAGUCUCUAGCCAAGUUCCCACCAUCAUCGAAGCAUAUCUGACAAGUGCCUCUAGUCUUUGGAUGUCUUGGACUCCAGUUGUGGAUAAAAUUGAAGGUUAUCAUUUGGCAUUUCGAUCUAACAGGACCAACGAAUGGACAAGCUUAUACACUGAUAACCUGACACUUUCUCUUUCUUUGGUGAACUUGACAAACGGUGACGUUUACAGAAUCAGGGUGGCAGCGUUUAAUUCUGAGGGGAAUGGUAUUCCUAGUGACGCAGUUGAAAUUCAAAUGGAAGAAAGAGCUCCCAGGGUCGCCCCAGACGUUUCAUUGUGGGAAGUCAAAAACACUUCUUCCUUAAAGAUUUCAUGGAGUACCAUACCUGCGCAAUACGUCAAUGGAAAACUUUUGGGUCACCAUGUCAUGUUCAAAGCACUGAAAGUGGCGGAUCGGGAUUAUGAUGAGGCCAAAGCUAAGAUAGUAACAAAGCCAGCUGCAGUAGGUGAAAAGAACGAACUGGUUUUGACGUCGCUGAGUUCGUUCACGCUGUAUAGAAUUACAGUAGCAGCGUUUACAGCAAAUGGAAUUGGGAAGAUUAACGAACCAAUCUUUGGAGAAACCUGUGCGUGUCCCGCAAAGUUGUACACAAACUGGGCACCUUAUCCUCCCUACGUCACAGAGAUUGACAAGGAACCUGGCGGAAUCAUCGGGGAGCUUAUUCGCGAUAUGAUAUCCUAUUCAUGUGGCACUUGUCAGGGAGGGCAUGGGAACACAUUUUUAGACUUAACCCAGAACGGUAAAGGAGGUCUCUCUAAAAAGACAUCGAUGGCUAAGGUGCGCAGUGACGUGGACGAUAAAACGCAUUUGAGUUUCCCUGUCAUAGGGAACAUGGACGAUGAGAAGUAUCUGAAGGAAUUUGUUUUCAUUCCUGUGGUUGCAUCACCGGGUAUCGCUUUCAUAUCGUUGGGAAGUGAGCCGAGCAGACAAGGGGUGAUUACCUCGGCGUUGAAGAAAAGUUGGCCCAUCGUUGCUCUGUCAUUGGUAAUGGCAAUCAUGGUUGCGAUCUUCAUUUGGAUUUCAGAGAGGCAGAUCAAUUCAGAGGAUUUCUCUCGGUCAUUUUGCAGAGGAACCGGGGAUCUAACAUGGUUUUCAUUGAUAACAAUUACCACAGUGGGAUUUGGAGACAGAGUGCCCGUGGCAGUAGUUUCCAAGCUCAUCACGAUCAUUUGGAUCGUGCUCGGCCUGGUACUUCUCUCACUCUUUAUGGCAAUGCUGACUGUGUCUUUGACUGUUAUGACAGCAGAUGAGGGACGAGCGAUGCUGUACGGGACAAAGGUGACUGCAUUGAAAGAUUCUCCAUCGCAUCGUCUUGGAAUACGGAGAAAUGCCAUAGUAGAUCCCAGAGAUACCCUCGAGGAAGCGUUUAAUGCUCUUGAAGAUAGAGAGAGCGAUGGGUUACUGUUGGAUGCAUAUGUGGCCGGUAGUGGUGCCAAGGAAAAAACGUAUCGUGUUAACCAAGUAAUAGACGUGAAAAAAGGACUUGGUGUAGUACUGGCCGGGGAUGCGAUGGUUUUGCGAUAUCGAAUACGUGAUUUUGUGAAGAAAAAUGCAGAGAAAAUUACAAGGAUUAUUCAAAAUAGUACAACACCUCUGCUGCAACCAAAACAUAGUACUGCUGAGGAAAAAGUGCAAAACCUUGUGGAUGCCAACUCUCAAAUCUACCGAGAUGCCGUCACUGUUGUGGCGGGUGCUUUGGCUGUGAGUAUUGUGCUUGGAAUUGCCUGGGAACUCUUUCGAAAACGACGUCUUAGCCGAGAAAGAGGGGGAAACAAAAACUCUUGUGUAUCGGAUAUGGCAGAGGCUGUGGACGACUUCCAUGACAAAUUUAAAAAAAUCUAUAACAGAUUGAGAAAAAAACACUCAGAGGAGUUAAAGACUUAUAACACUUUUGCCAAAAGGUUAAGUGCAAUACAAAAAUGUAAUAAUCCUGUUGUUGGGUAAAUCCUAGAAGUACCAGAAAUUUCAAAGAAG